Molecule: messenger RNA, 969 nt
Organism: Poecilia reticulata (guppy)
Lineage: Eukaryota; Metazoa; Chordata; Actinopteri; Cyprinodontiformes; Poeciliidae
Gene: fgf17
Product: fibroblast growth factor 17
Molecular function (GO): growth factor activity
Source: RefSeq, a predicted model, not a curated record
UCCCUCCCCAGAUGCAGACACAGCUCCAUCAGGCUUCAUAUCAUGGAAUUGACUGAUUUUGAUGCACUUUAUGGAUCUAUCGAUGGACUUGUGCUGGGUSAAGUCUUUGGGUAAUUUAUUCGGGUAGUCCGUGUUGUUUUCUUGCCUUGGGAAUACUUUGCUGGUGUGGAUGGACAUCAAAAGUGCACAUGCCACUUUUGGGAAGCCAUUGGAUUUAUUUACUUCAUCCUCGUGGCAUUUAUCGGCCUCAGGAAUCUCUCGAUUAAUCGGAUGAAAUAAGAAGUGAGGAUGUAUGGAAUAAACCAGCGCUAUUUUUACAUAUCGUUUAAUUUUUUCAUUCUGUGGUGUCACGCUCAGGGGGAGAAUCACUCGUCUCCUAAUUUUAACCAGUAUGUGAGGACGCAGGGCGCAACGACGGACCAGCUCAGCCGCAGGCAGGUCCGGGUCUACCAGCUCUACAGCCGAACCAGCGGGAAACACGUCCAGAUCCAGGGGAAGAGAGUCAGCGCCACUGCGGAGGAUGGGAACCUGUACGCUCGCCUGUUUGUGGAGACUGACACCUUCGGCAGUCGAGUGAGGAUACGAGGUGCAGAGAGUGGGCUAUACCUCUGCAUGAACCGGAAGGGAAAACUUGUUGGAAAGCCCAACGGCCGCAGCAGGGACUGUAUCUUUACUGAGAUCGUCCUGGAGAACAAUUACACGGCCCUGCAGAAUGCAAAGUACGAAGGCUGGUAUGUGGCUUUCACCAGGAAGGGGAGGCCCAUCAAAGCCUGCAGRACAAGGCAGAACCAGAGAGAGGUCCAUUUCAUCAAGAGGCUCCACAUGGGCCCGCCUCACUUCCCCAACACGGACCAAAGCAAAUUUGAGUUCAUCCGAUUUCCGCCCACAGGUCGAGCAAAGCGGAACCGGAAAUCACGUACCUCUGAGUAACAAUCAGCCAAAGCAGUGGACUGGCUAAAGCUGUGAGAA